AAUCGACCGGACGUAAAAUGUGUGUGGUAUGUCUGCGGAACUUUAUAUCCCAUGAUUCCUGUUUCCGUCUUCCUCUUUCCCUUUUGCAGCAAUGUCUAAGAGAGGACGUGGUGGGUCAUCUGGGGCGAAGUUUCGCAUCUCGCUGGGUCUCCCAGUGGGUGCUGUCAUCAACUGCGCUGACAACACAGGUGCCAAGAACCUGUACAUCAUCUCUGUCAAGGGCAUCAAGGGACGUCUGAACCGUCUGCCUGCUGCUGGUGUGGGUGACAUGGUCAUGGCCACUGUCAAGAAAGGCAAACCAGAACUCAGAAAAAAGGUGCAUCCUGCGGUUGUGAUACGGCAGCGGAAGUCGUAUCGGCGAAAGGAUGGCGUGUUUCUCUACUUUGAAGACAAUGCAGGGGUCAUAGUGAAUGUCAAAGGAGAAAUGAAAGGUUCGGCCAUCACAGGACCGGUGGCCAAGGAAUGUGCAGACCUGUGGCCCAGGAUUGCUUCAAAUGCUGGCAGCAUAGCAUGAUCCUUGACCCUGGCUUGUUGUUUUCAAUAAAAACCGUUGUAAAGUCA
Molecule: messenger RNA, 561 nt
Organism: Salvelinus fontinalis (brook trout)
Lineage: Eukaryota; Metazoa; Chordata; Actinopteri; Salmoniformes; Salmonidae
Product: 60S ribosomal protein L23
Exons: 5
Coding region: 92-514 (140 amino acids)
Biological process (GO): translation
Cellular component (GO): cytosolic large ribosomal subunit; ribosome
Molecular function (GO): structural constituent of ribosome; large ribosomal subunit rRNA binding
Source: RefSeq, a predicted model, not a curated record